Pseudophryne corroboree (corroboree frog) is the source of this 1280-nucleotide messenger RNA. Its product is annotated as proline-rich protein 36-like. The record is from RefSeq and is a predicted model, not a curated record. Lineage: Eukaryota; Metazoa; Chordata; Amphibia; Anura; Myobatrachidae. Bases 279 to 1205 code for a protein of 308 amino acids. The transcript is spliced from 2 exons.
GAACCUCGGGCAGCGGCGACCGCGCUUGUCCCUGCGGGUGGCCUGGUCUGCCCGGCGCCUCUCUUCCCCUGUCAGUCUCCGGCUUCAGCGGCGGGUCGGCGCUGCUCUCCGGCGGCUUCCCGGAAGCAAGGGCGCCGCCAUCACAAGCAAGGGCAAGGAGGCGGAGCAGGUCUGACGUCACCUGCCUGCUCCGCCAAUCAGGCUAGGGCGGGGAAUUUAAAAUCAGAUACCAGGCAGAGAUCCGAUGCCUGAGUAUCUUCGUUUCUCCUGUGGAAGCUAUGAUCCAGAGCUCCCUCGUCCCUGCAAGCAUCCUGUGCUUCCAAGCAUCCUGUCCCUCCAAGCACCUCGUGCCUCCAAGCACCUCCGCGCCUCAAGCACCUCCGUGCCUCCAGUUACCUCCGUGUCUCCAAGCACCUCGUGCCUCCAAGCACCUCCGUGCCUCCAAGCACCUCCGUGCCUCCAAGCACCUCGUGCCUCCAAGCACCUCGUGCCUCCAAGCACCUCCGCGCCUCAAGCACCUCCGUGCCUCCAGUUACCUCCGUGCCUCCAGUUACCUCCGUGCCUCCAGUUACCUCCGUGCCUCCAAGCACCUCCGUGCCUCCAAGCACCUCGUGCCUCCAAGCACCUCGUGCCUCCAAGCACCUCCGUGCCUCCAGUUACCUCCGUGCCUCCAGUUACCUCCGUGCCUCCAGUUACCUCCGUGCCUCCAGUUACCUCCGUGCCUCCAAGCACCUCCGUGCCUCCAAGCACCUCGUGCCUCCAAGCACCCCGUGCCUCCAAGCACCUCCGCGCCUCAAAGCACCUCCGUGCCUCCAGUUACCUCCGUGUCUCCAAGCACCUCGUGCCUCCAAGCACCUCGUCCCUCCAAACACCUCGGUGUCUCCAAACACCUCCGUGCCUCCAAGCACCUCCGUGCCUCCAAACACCUCCGUGCCUCCAAGGGUCUCCCAGCACUCCCUGUACUCCCAGUACCUCAGUGCCUUCAAUACCACAGUGUCUCCAAUAUCUCAGUACCCCAGCCUUCAUUAUUUCUACAAGUCUUGUCUUACAGGAGACCUACAAGAAUUCCUCUGGGCCUCCCGCCUGCCGUCUUAGUUCUGCAUGAGGAAGACCUACAUCCGGCCAUCUCUACUACGACCCAGUGGCGGUUCCUCUUCCCGGUCAUCGGAAGAAGCCCCGAGUCCACAACACUCCCAAACCAGUAACGCAGUUUCUGUCGCCUUCUGGAGAUCAAUAGUCCCUUCCUAGUAAGUAAUUUUCACCAGGCUGUCGCUGUCUUC